AGGUGGUACCAGGGCAUCUUAUCUAAUCUAGCCGAGAAGACGAUCACGAGCACGAAUUUUCUUGGACGCGAUCGUUGCAUGCAGCUCGCCGCGCCAGUGUAGGGAAUCUCUCUGCUUCCAGAUCGUUUACUAGUCUCGAAGGCGACACUCACAUCUUCAGCUCCCUUCAUCUCUUCGUUUUUACUCUCACACAUCCAUGGGCGCAAAGAAAGAAACACGCUCCAGUCCUCCUCCAAGGAAACGGGCUCGUGUUGAGGCACCCCACUCCCCAAACUUCAAGCAGGGACCCCGUCUCUUCGCGCCCUUCCGCGCACUCGGCCUUAUCACGAAUAAUGUUCCAUUUGUGCUCCAAACACGCUCACAUAAGGGCGCGACCGAUGGACCUCGGAUCCAUCUGCUUACAUGCUUAGGAAGGGCAUGGGCGUUAUGGGAAGGAGGGAAAAUGGGCCUACUGUUUGUAGGUCCCGAUGCUCCAGGGCCUAUCGCUUCUAUGGCUAUGGACGGCAACGCUGUAUGGGUCUCCUCGGGUCUGUACGUUAUGAAAUACAUCCGCGGAAAAGAAGUUGCUCGCCUGACGAAUCCCCUUGAGACCUCGUUAACACAUAUACUUGUCUUCGGCCCGCAACUUCUCGCCGUGACCGACGAUGGUAAUCGAAUGCUAGUUUGGGACACAGAAAGCGAAGAGCUCCAAACAACCAUACAGUUUGAGCCUGGCUUCACCGCUAUCAUGAUCCACCACCCAGCGACCUACCUGAACAAGGUUCUGGUUGCCAGCAGUGAAGGCAGCAUGCAGCUAUGGAACAUCCGCACCCAAACACUGAUUCAUACAUUCCCUGCCGCAUGCCUCCUGACCUCUCCUUCAAAGACCACCUCAACCGCCAUCACGGCGCUCGCUCGCUCACCAGCCAUCGACGUCAUCGGUAUUGGCUUCUCUUCAGGAGAGAUCUCCGUAUACGAUAUCCGCGCGGACGAACGUCUCAUGCGGAUGGUCAUGCAGGACGGCGGCAUCCGCGCCAUGUCCUUCCGGAGUGACAGCCAACCCAUCCUCGCAACGGCCUCAUCGACUGGACACAUCGCUCUGUGGGACCUCAACUCUGGCGGACGCCUCCUGCACAUCGUUCGUGGCGCCCAUGACGGGGCAGUUACCGCGCUUGAAUGGGUGCCAGGACAGCCUGUACUCAUUAGCUCUGGCGAGGACAACAGUGUCAAGCAAUGGUUGUUCGACUCGCCAACCGAGGCGCCACGUCUGCUGAAGUUCCGCUCAGGGCACCAUGCGCCGCCGCAUCUUAUCCGGUACUAUGGCGAGGAUGGCAAGCAGCUCUUGACAGCCUCACGAGACCGCAGUUUGAGAUGCACGAGUGUCGUGAGAGACUCGAGGAGUUUCGAGCUUAGCCAAGGUUCAUUGGCGAAGAAGGCUACUAACCUGUCUAUCCCAAUUGCCUCGCUCAAGUUCCCUGCUGUCACUACCCUGUCAUACUCCGCGACUCGCGCCAAGGACUGGGACGAUAUCCUGACAGCUCACACCGACGAGGCAGUAGCACGAACGUGGACCAUGAAGGAUAAGCGAGUAGGGAAACACGUUUUUAACGUCGCUGCCGAGAAAAAGAAAGGCGGGACUGUUGGCUCCGUCAAGGCUGUAUGCGUAACAGCAUGUGGCAACUUUGGCAUCACCGCGUCCUCGACAGGGAUCAUCAACAUGUACAACAUGCAGUCCGGAAUUCUGCGACGGACAUUCGACAUCGGGCCCUGUCCUGCGAACGUUCCCAGUCGGUUCCGUCCCGCGGCAGGCAAGAAGAAGGAGGAGCGGUGUGUUACCGGGCUUGCAAGUGAUGCUCUCGAUCGGACACUCGUGGCGAGCACGCUCGACGGCACAAUCAAUUUCUUUGACUUCCACACAGCAGCGCUGGAACACACACUUGUCCUGCCCUCCGCCGCCGUAUCAAUCACCCUGCACCGCGAUAGUGGUCUGCUUGCAGUCAUCUGCGACGACCUCGUCGUGCGCGUAGUGGAUAUUGAGACUCGGCGGGUGGUCCGGGAGUUUGGUGGCUUCCGCGGCCGCGUCCUCGACGUAACAUUCUCGCCAGACUCAAGAUGGCUCGUCACAACGUCACUUGAUUCGAUCAUCCGCACGUUCGACAUGCCGACCGGCCGUCUCAUCGAUGCCUUCCGGACGUCGAGCGUCGCCACCAGCAUCUCGUUUUCGCCAACAAACGACUUCCUCGCGACGGCUCACGUGGAUAGCGUCGGCGUAUACCUGUGGGCAAACCGCGCACAGUACUCCGAGGUCCCCUUCCAGAGCAUCGUCGAGGAAGACGUCACAGACAUCUCCCUGCCCUCUAUGCAAGGAUUGGCAGAAGACGAAGCCCUAGAUGCUCUCUCUGCGCUCACAGUGGAAGACAAGCCUGCGGACGUUUUCACAACCCCGCCUCAGCUGGACGGGGAACUUGUUACGUUCACCCUCCUCCCGCGCUCCCGCUGGCAGACCCUCCUCAACCUCGAGGUCAUCCAGCAGCGCAACAAGCCCAAGGAGCCGCCGAAACAGCCCGAGAAGGCUCCGUUCUUCUUGCCCACUCUGCCAGGGGUCGAGCAGCGGUUCGCGGUGGACCAGCAGAAGGCGCAGCAGGAGACGAAGAAGCCGACGAAGCGGCUGCAAAGGGCCGCGGGCGAGACGGAGAGCGUGUUCCACAAGAAGCUUGCGGAGGCGCAUGAGAGUCACUCGUCUGAUUACGAGGAAUUCUUCAACUAUGCGAAGGCCCUCUCGCCGGCAGCAAUGGACCUCGAGCUGCGCUCUCUCGUAUCUCUGGAUUCGUUGCGGAUGUUCAUCGGCGCACUGACAAGCCGUCUGCUCUCUCAUCGCGACUUUGAGGCAGUGCAGACCUUCAUGAAUGUCUUCCUCCGCAUGCACGGCGACGUGCUCACGACGAAUGAGGAGCUGCGCAACGAGCUCGAGACGCUUGCGGAAACACAGCGGAAGAAAAGCGAGAGGCUGUUGGAGCUGCUUGCGUCGUCGUUGGGCACUCUGGGUUUCGUACGGGAUACGAUGUAGUUUCUGAUUUUCAUCUAUCCGGGCUUAGGUGGAGCUCGUCGUCGUCUCUUGAUACAACUUCGGAACUCGAAUGUUGUGAUGAAUCCAUUUCGUAUGUACUAAAUGCACAGGACAUCGCUGCGUCGGUACUUCCUGAGCAAUAGGUCCACAGAGGUGGGGACAUAGAAACACGACGUGUGCUGAUCGAGUCCACGCGACACCUCCAAGCGAAUCCCAUACCUAUCGCACGCUUCGGAGAAGAGGUCGCCUAUUCGACGCAACUCGUCGAAGUCGUCUGGCUCGACGUAAAUGAUGAUUCCAUCCGCUGGGAG
Messenger RNA from Dichomitus squalens LYAD-421 SS1, 3357 nucleotides. RefSeq names its product Utp21-domain-containing protein. Gene Ontology annotation, biological process: rRNA processing. Bases 197 to 3046 code for a protein of 949 amino acids. Lineage: Eukaryota; Fungi; Basidiomycota; Agaricomycetes; Polyporales; Polyporaceae. Gene Ontology annotation, cellular component: small-subunit processome; Pwp2p-containing subcomplex of 90S preribosome. The transcript has 14 exons. The record is from RefSeq and is a predicted model, not a curated record. Gene Ontology annotation, molecular function: protein binding.